This is a messenger RNA of Daucus carota subsp. sativus, 1862 nucleotides long. RefSeq lists its product as uncharacterized. NCBI's taxonomy places the organism in Eukaryota, Viridiplantae, Streptophyta, Magnoliopsida, Apiales, Apiaceae. The record is from RefSeq and is a predicted model, not a curated record. The coding region runs from base 546 to 1673 and encodes 375 amino acids. The transcript has 3 exons.
UUUAAGAAAUUUCAUUCAUUCCUCCAUUCCAUUCCGUACAUCAUAUGUUAGAUAUCACACCUUCCAUUUGAGAUGGAAUGCUUCAUUCUCUCCCAACCUCAAUUUAUUCUCAAAUCUCAUCAUAACAAUUUUGCACUCCUUCAAAUUUUUUCAAAAUUUUCUUACUAUCUCUAUUAGUUUUAAGUAUUAUUUACUCAUUUCAUUCCAUUCCAUUUCAUUCCAUUCCAUUCUCCCCAACCAAACACAACAUAAAUGUGAGACUUGAAGAAUGUCAACUGCAAUCGGGUGUUUGGGAUUUACCUGCCUUAACAACUCUACACCUCAGAUAUAGGUAUAGGUCGAAUUCAUGGCUGAAGGAUUCAUUGUUAACAUGCUUGCCUGCCCUAACAACUCUGCAUCUUGAUGGUGGGAACUUAUCGUGUUCAUCUUCUUUCAGUUUGCCAGGUUUAACAACCCUCUGUUUGUCUGACUGUAUUUUGCCCAAAGUUUGGGACUUACCGAACUUAUUAAGUCUACAACUGGAAGGUGACUCUGUUGACAGUAAUAUGAGUGACAACCUUGCUGCACUUGUCAAUUUGAAAAAUCUCACAUUAUCUCUAACAUCGAAACACCGAGAGACUUUCAUAUCUUGUCCUCCUCAAUUGUUGAAUCUGAGUAUCAAAGCCAGCUUCUGGAGCUACAAUUGUAUUUCUGGUAAUGUUGUGGUGUCAGCACCAAAACUCUGCAACUUCAUAGCUUUUGGUAUCUUUCCGGUCACAGCUGGAGUUCCUGAGUUGGAGAAUGUUAAUAUUAGUUUACAGGGUUGGUUUGAAAACAUGCUAUUGACAAGUAGGGAACAAUUUUAUCGGCGGUUAACAAUUAUGCUUUUAGGACUUGGUAAUGCCAAGAAUCUCACUUUUGACUUGGAGAGCAUUGAGGCACUCAAUAAGAUUUCCAAAGUUCUUGUGAGUUUACCUUCUCCAUUCGGUAAGUUGAAGUAUGUGAAGUUACCAAGGGGAUUCGAAGAAUCAAGUAUGUCCAGUGCUCUUAGAAACUAUUUACUUGGCGGCUCUCCUAAUGCCACCUUCGUCACAGAACUGCCCCAGAUUAAUGGUGUGGAAGAUUCCGUGGUAGACGCUAACAGGGUUAGUCAUACUGACCCUUCCAUAGAAGGGACAGACAAAGAUCAGGCGUGCUCUUCAAGAGGGGAAAGAGAUUCUGGAUUAUGGCGGAGCCACGAGGUUAAUUCUGAGUUUGUAGGCCUGCUUGAUCGCAUUAUGCAUAAGUACCCGAAAACCUUUGAGCACUUCACCACAAAAAACAAGAAGUUAUGUACAAUGAAUCUGAACAUGUUGUGCAACUCACUGAACGAUUUUUUCAAAAUACCUGUGGCUAAUGUUGAUACUGAGAUGAUAGGGGAGUACAGGGAAGUAUUUUCUUACUUACAGUUUCAGGGAAUUAACUUAAGUUGGGUGUUGGACCGCCUGAACUAUUUAGAACAUCUCCGAUUUUCCAAGCCCCUAAUUAGCGAGCUUCACUCAAUUGAUUGUCGUAUUGACAAUGCUAAAACUAAACUACACGAGCUGCAGGCUCUUCGCGUGGAUAAGUUGUCAGAAAUCGAUAAAGCUUUUGGAACUAGGGGUACUAACCUCGCUGCUGGUUUCAUGGGAGAUGAUCUACUGGCAAGUCCGUAACAUUGGUGGUUUGACUGAACGCACGAGUGUUGUUUGGAUGCCUUGUUAUACUGUCCAUUGUCUAUCCCGGAACUGUUUAGUACUUAAUAAGUAUUUUGCUUACUGACAUUUUAUCAAACUGUGUAUUCGUUGAAGCACAAUGCAGAACAAGUAAUCUUUGGAAGCUAAUGCAUAAUUCUGGUAUUGGUA